This is a messenger RNA of Momordica charantia (bitter melon), 1558 nucleotides long. RefSeq names its product transcription initiation factor TFIID subunit 8. Lineage: Eukaryota; Viridiplantae; Streptophyta; Magnoliopsida; Cucurbitales; Cucurbitaceae. The record is from RefSeq and is a predicted model, not a curated record. Gene Ontology annotation, cellular component: transcription factor TFIID complex. Gene Ontology annotation, molecular function: protein heterodimerization activity.
AACGAAAACCUGAAAGUUUUGGAGUUAAGAGUUUAAUCGGCUUUCAAACGUCGAGGAUCUGCGGCGGCGUUUUUUCCCUCCACCUUCGUUUUCCCUCUUUCUCGAUUUCUGUUGCUUCUCAAAUUUUCAACAUUUCCCCCUCCUCCUCCUCUAGGGUUUUGCGCCUUUACAAUUUUCAAAGAUCCUCCCUUGAUUAUUCGCGAGAUGGGUUGGAGUUGGAGUCUUAUUUCCAUCAAUUUAAGGCUUCCCUUUUAGCUUUUCGACUUAGUUUCUUCCCGAUGCCUUUUUAGAAUCUCGAUUUGAGCGUGCGGUGGAAUGGAUUCGAAGAAGAUUCAAAUGCAGAACCAAUGAGCGAUGGGGCUCGGAAUAACAUGCAGUCCAACCACCAUCAAAGCUCCGAUUCGAGGAAAUUCAGACCCAAUGAGUUCGGGCGGGAGGUGUCGAGGAUCGCUGUGGCGCAGAUGUGUAACACCGCGGGGUUUCAGAGCUUCGAGGGGUCCGCUCUCGACUCGCUGGCCGACAUCGCCAUCAAAUACCUUCGUCAUUUGGGGGAAAUAGCAGCAUUCUACGCCAAUUUAUCUGGUAGAGUUGAAUGCAAUGUGUUUGAUAUAAUUAGAGGGCUUGAAGAAUUGGAAUCAUCGCAGGGUUUUCAAGGUGCUUGGGAACCCAAUAAGUGUCUUGCCAAUUCUGGGUCAGUGAAGAACAUCGUUCGCUAUGUUGAUUCAGUUGAAGAGAUCCCUUUUGCUCAGCCUCUACCGCGUUUCCCAGUGAUCAAAAACAGGGAACCAAUUCCAAGCUUUGUUCAGAUUGGUGAAACCCCGCCAGGCAAACAUAUUCCCAACUGGUUACCAGCUCUCCCUGAUGCUCACACUUACCAUCAUUCGGCUUUGUGGAGAAGGAAGCCAAGAGAGCCCCGGGCCGAGAAGAUAGAGCUGGCGCGGCAGCGGCGGAAGGCGGAGAAAUCUUUGUUGGGUCUGCAGCAGAGAUUGGUUUCCUGUGGUUCAGAAAGAUGUGGCAAUGGCGAGAUUGCAUUUUCAGGAACAUGUUUGGAAGAGGUACAAGAUGGGGUUCCCCUGAUUGGAUUGGCUUCUGAAAAUUUAAUCUCCGAGGAUGGGAGAGGCCAUUUGUCUGUGCCGGAGGUGUUUGCUCCUGCCAUUGAAGCGAUUAAAGGUGGUGAUUUUCCCAAUGGUGAGGACGAGAAGGCAAAGAUUCUUCCUCAUGCGAGACCUCUUGUUCAUUUCAAGUUAGAAACUAGCAAAACGUUUCUUGGAGGAUCUAUGAAUUUGGGUGCUAAAAUGGCAGGAAUUAGGGAAUCUGGGGUCAGACGAGACGAUGAAAGAGAUCAAAAGAACCACGAGAGAGAUGAAAAGAAGAGGAGAGUUGAAUAUAUUCUCAGACAUUCUAUAGACAAGCCAGAGGAGCUCAACCAGUCAUAAACCAACAACCCUGUUAAAGUUUUUUUUCUGAAGCCCAUGCUUCCUCUUCAAUAUUGCAAUGGCAAAUGUGCCUAGGUUCUAAAUCUAUAAAAUGAACAAGCUUUUCUUUCUUGUUUCAUUCA